ACUAGCAAAAGAACAGCAAUCAGCGAUAUACUCCUCUAGCAUAUCUUAAACUUUGCAGGCGAAACCGUAAAGGAUACUCACGAUUUGGAUUAAGCGUGGCCCAUCCGUUAGAACGCUGACUGCCGUGUCGUGGUUUGAGAAGCAGUUGUUCAAGAAAGUAAAGACCACCACAUUAGUAAUGGCGAAUUCUAGUGCUGUUUGUAUUCUUCUGUUCUGCCUGUGCCUCAGAGUGAGUGCCGCGUUGCCGGCCUUCGACGAUGAUCGGGAUUUUGAAAGAGAACUCUACUAUCGCCAGUUUCCGGAGUGGCCACUCAGUUCGCCGUCGGACUUGUUGAGCGAACCGGCCAUCCUACCCCUGCUGGGCGCUGCCUUUGAGUACCGGCAACCGAUCCAUGCGGGGGCCAGUGCACCCCACGUGAAGCGAAAUUCUGAGCUCAUUAACUCUCUACUUAGUCUUCCGAAGUCGAUGAACGAUGCUGGCAAGUAACACGGCACCCAUUCUUCGCGCUGUACUUCGCGUUAGUAGAUAGCAGGAUAUGUAGCAUAUAGAAAAGCGAUUCUCAUGGUUCUAUGGUGCUUGCUGGAAAUCCGAUGAAGGGGACAUUACAUUCUGAAAUAGGUUGCAUUAUGGUUUCGUUCCACGCCGCGUCAUAAACAGUUUUCCUCACAUUCUUCGAUGCCCACUAGUGCGUUAGAGUAGAAUAUUAGCUAAAGCAAAACUAAAACAAGGAAUUCGUAUUGAUGUUAUCGGUGAACUGAACUUACAAAUAUAAUCCUUCGGGCUGCAGAACUAUUCACGUGCCACCAACAUAUACCACUAGCAGGACAUGGUGGUGGGCAACAUUGGUUGAUGAUGUAGGACGACCGCGGUCAGCAUCAGACCCUGUAUGUAACAGAUGCUGAGGUGCGGUUAAACGCGUUUAAUAAAAACUGUUUAGUUGAAUAACAUGCUUGAUGUGCAUUCUUUCAGAACAAAUGAAGAAUAACU
This is a messenger RNA of Anopheles darlingi, 988 nucleotides long. Its product is annotated as protein PDF. Lineage: Eukaryota; Metazoa; Arthropoda; Insecta; Diptera; Culicidae. Gene Ontology annotation, cellular component: extracellular region. Gene Ontology annotation, molecular function: hormone activity. Gene Ontology annotation, biological process: response to light stimulus. The record is from RefSeq and is a predicted model, not a curated record. Bases 179 to 487 code for a protein of 102 amino acids. The transcript is spliced from 2 exons.